Molecule: messenger RNA, 858 nt
Organism: Fragaria vesca subsp. vesca
Lineage: Eukaryota; Viridiplantae; Streptophyta; Magnoliopsida; Rosales; Rosaceae
Exons: 1
Coding region: 1-858 (285 amino acids)
Source: RefSeq, a predicted model, not a curated record
AUGUCGAACGAACAACCAAAAAAGAGGAAGACAAACUUGAUCAGUUCAUACUUUACAAAGCCUAAUCGUGGUGAUGCUACUGCUAGUGAUGCCCCAACCCCAAGCUCUCCAUUGAUUCCUAUUGAGAUUCAAAGCAGUGGUAUUGAUUCAUUGAAUAAUACCAAUGCUAUUGAACGUGACCCGGGAAAACGCUGUCCUAUAUGGAAAUAUCCAGUUAAUGAACGUGAUUCGAUCAGAAGAGCAUAUAGUCUGUUGGGUCCAAUGCAACCUGAAUGUGAGUUUCCCUUCUCUCAAUACGGUGAUCAACAACGUAAGUUUCAGUUUUCUUGGUUUAAAGAUAAUCCAUGGCUUGAGUAUUCAGAGGCUAAGAAUAGGGCAUAUUGUUUCCCCUGUUUUCUUUUUGAUAUUGAAACUUCUCAUAACAAAGCAUUCACUGUUGAGGGGUUUACAAAUUGGAAGAGGACUGUGCCUAGUGAUAAUGCUUUUUUGAAUCAUGUAGGAGGCAUUACAUCACCACAUAAUGGUGCAAUGCAAAAGUGGGAUUCAUUACGAAACCCAUCUAGCCAAAUUGAGACAAUUUUUAGUUCAAAAUCAGCAAAGGAUGUGGAGGAUAACCGAUUAAGACUCAUAGCUUCUAUAGAGGGUGUUAGAUACCUAGCUAACCAAGGAAUUGCCUUUAGAGGCCAUGAUGAGUCUGAAGAUUCAUUGAACCAAGGACCGUUUAGGCAACUUAUCAAAUCAUUUGGAAGAGUUAAUGCCGAGAUCAAAAGAGUUACAUUAGGAAAUGCUCCCGGAAAUGCCAAAUAUAUUAGUCCAUCUAUUUUAAAGGAGAUUCUUAAUAUUCUUGGUAACCAAUGA